Amphibalanus amphitrite is the source of this 1195-nucleotide messenger RNA. Its product is annotated as POU domain, class 6, transcription factor 1-like. The transcript has 7 exons. The record is from RefSeq and is a predicted model, not a curated record. Gene Ontology annotation, molecular function: DNA-binding transcription factor activity, RNA polymerase II-specific; RNA polymerase II cis-regulatory region sequence-specific DNA binding. Gene Ontology annotation, biological process: regulation of transcription by RNA polymerase II. The coding region runs from base 106 to 978 and encodes 290 amino acids. NCBI's taxonomy places the organism in Eukaryota, Metazoa, Arthropoda, Thecostraca, Balanomorpha, Balanidae.
CCAGCCGCCCUGGUGGCUGGCGGGCUGGCCCAGCUGUGUCUGAGCGCAGGACACGUGCUGGCUGCCACCCCGGCCAACCUGCAGGCCCUGGCGGCCUCUGCAGGCAUGGAGCAGGCGCCGCCGUCCCGGCCCGGAUCCCAGCUCUCAGCUCACAUCACCAGGUGUGGUCAGGAGGCGGUGGAGGCCCCUCCCGUAUCCUCGGCGGCCAUCCAGUCGGGUCGCCCCAGGAGCAGCCCAGUCACAGUGGACUCACGGUCCGUUCACAUCGGGGGUGACCCAGCGCUCACUGAUCGGGCUGCCCCUUAUACCGUCCCCACCAGCCCGGCAGGCGUGCACUCGCCAGAGUCUCUCACUGAAGACGACAACGAACCCACCGUUCGGCAAGCGACGGGCGCCGAUGUGGACGGGGUUGACCUGCAACAGGUGAAGGAGUUCGCUCGCGUCUUCAAGAUGCGUCGUCUCAGCCUUGGACUGACGCAGACUCAGGUGGGGCAGGCACUAAGCGUCAGCAUGGGUCCCGCUUACAGCCAAUCGGCCAUCUGCAGAUUUGAGAAUCUGGACAUAACGCCAAAAAGCGCUCAGAAGAUCAAACCGAUCCUUGAAAAGUGGCUACAGGAAGCAGAAGCAAUGUACAGACAGAAGAUGUGCGUUCAGAAGAUGGGAAACCUCACCGGCAUCCCGCCACUGAAGAAGCGGAAACGACGAACCUCAUUCACACCGCAGGCGCUGGAAGCACUCAACGCUCACUUCGCGAGAAACACGCAUCCAACCGGACACGAAAUCACUCAUCUGGCCAGUCGCCUCGGCUAUGAGCGCGAGGUGAUACGCAUCUGGUUCUGCAACAAGCGGCAGGCGCUGAAGAGCACAGUGCGUCUGGUGACUGGUCGAACAGGGCGCGGCUCCCCGCCCGGUGCAGGUCGGGAGGAGCCCCGGAGGCCGCUCACGGAGCCCGGACAGCCGCGAUCACCCGGCAGCUGAGGCUGGAAGGACCAUCACCAAUUCACCACAGGACGGCAAUGUUAGCAGCACGUGGGACCAUUCCAUAGACAAAGAUAUAACCCGCGUACCCAUACGCAAUUUAUACCAAUGCUAAUAUUGUGCAGCAUACGGCCAGCGCAGCUUUGACGGUAGCGGCUCUUUACUUCCUGUACAAUGAGGUGUGUCGACGGCAAGAUACUUCUGUUUGUGCAGUGGC